Molecule: messenger RNA, 4463 nt
Organism: Trichosurus vulpecula (common brushtail)
Lineage: Eukaryota; Metazoa; Chordata; Mammalia; Diprotodontia; Phalangeridae
Gene: BAG2
Product: BAG cochaperone 2
Exons: 4
Coding region: 33-692 (219 amino acids)
Biological process (GO): protein stabilization
Molecular function (GO): adenyl-nucleotide exchange factor activity; protein-folding chaperone binding
Source: RefSeq, a predicted model, not a curated record
GGUCAAUCACCUCUGCUGCCGGGGCUGGGGGUAUGGAGCCACCGCUGCCGAGCUGCCCCAUGGCCCAGGCGAAGAUCAACGCGAAAGCCAACGAGGGGAGAUUCUGCCGCUCCUCCUCCAUGGCCGACCGCUCCAGCCGCCUGCUCGAGAGCCUGGACCAGCUGGAGCUCAGGGUUGAAGCUUUGAGAGAAGCAGCAUCUGCUGUAGAGCAAGAAAAAGAAAUUCUCCUAGAAAUGAUCCAUUCUAUACAAAACAGCCAAGAAAUGAGACAGAUCAGUGAUGGAGAAAGAGAAGAAUUAAGUCUAACGGCAAAUCGUCUGAUGGGAAGAACCCUCACUGUUGAAGUUUCCGUAGAAACAAUUAGAAAUCCCCAGCAACAAGAAUCGCUUAGGCAUGCCACAAUGAUCAUAGAUGAAGUGGUCAAUAAGUUUCUCGAUGAUUUGGGAAAUGCCAAGAGUCACUUAAUGUCACUGUAUGGGGCUUGUUCAUCUGAGGUACCACCUGGACCAAUUGAUCAGAAAUUUCAAUCCAUAGUAAUUGGAUGUGCUCUUGAAGAUCAGAAGAAAAUUAAGAGGAGAUUAGAGACUUUGCUUAGAAAUAUUGAAAACUCUGAUAAAGCUAUCAGGUUGCUGGAGCAUUCUAAAGGAGCUGGUUCAAAAGCUUUGAAGCCAACUAGCUUAAAGCAAAUUUAAAUAGCUUGGGCAACUUAAAGGCGCAAAUGAGUUUCCAUGUAAAGAUAAGUACUAUUUCAAGUGAUAGAUAAUAUGUGUUCCCUUGUAAAUGUUGGGCAGACCCAUUCAUUCUGUUUCAGCUGAUAAAAAUAUUCCAAGUGUCAUUGUUCUCACCAUGGAGACAUUUAUAAAUAGAAAAUAUUAACUAUAGCUCUAUUUUUUAAGUAAAUGUUUGUCUUAUUAUCUGGUACACCAUUACUUUUGACUAUAUUUUGGGUAAAAACGCGCAACUAUGUGAUAAUAAAAAGUGUGCAGAUGGUAGCAGUAUUCAUCAGUACUGUUUCCUCCCUUGUACCAUCUAUCUUGCAGUACAAGUCAACUUGGCAAAUUUAUGAACCAAAAUUUUUUCAUCUAAAAUCUGUCAUAUAGGUUAGGGUAUAUGCAACAGCUGGCUGAUGUACUUCUGACUCCUCCUGCUAGAACACAGACCAGUCCUAGGUUCUGUCUGGUGUACAACAGCAUGGAAGCAAAUUCAUUCAUUCAACACUUACUUAUUAAAUACCUAUUAAGUUGACCAUGAGACCCUAAGUCAAUCAACACUGAGUGCCUUAAGAGAAAUCCAAGAUAUGGUCCUUGCCCUGAUGGAGCUUCUACCAGAAUACCUGGCUGUAGAAAAGUGACUUUAAUUAAUUUUACAGAUAUUUGUGGAGCGUCUUCUAAGCUUAAGACAUGAUGGUACAUACUAUUAUGCAGACAAAAAUGAGUAAAGCACGAUCCUUGCUCUCGAGGAUCUUUAUCUUAAAGGUUGACUUAUUCCUGGAGAUAUAUGGCUCUCCCUAAUCUAUGUUGGGUUCUGAACAGUUUGCUUUCAUUCUAAAGAUAAUUUGAGGAAAUUCCAAAGAAUGAAAUUUCCUAAACUAGAAUCAUGUGUUGGGGUGGGGUGGGGAACCACCAAUGUGACUUUAUUCUAAUUUAUAUGAAUUAUCUUCGGUAUAGAAUUGUAACCUAACACAAAUUGCUAAUGCUAGUUUGGCAUCUUCCCAAUGUUCAGCAAACGCUUAGCUUUUACCUCCCUAUUCCUAAAUCCAGCAAGUGUGCCCUUAAAAAUUGAAUUUUAUUUGGUUGGAAGUUAAAUCUAAUGGACAUACAACAUUCUGAAGAUAAAUACGAUUUGGGCUCUGUAGUUUGGGGUUGUUCUCCAUACUUCAGGUCCUCUUCACAGGUAUAGAUGUUAUUGAUUAUUCCUUGUUUCCUUUGUUCUUAAAACCCAGCUCUGGUGAUAUGGUCUCCAUGAAGUCUUCCCUGAUAGCCCAAGCUAGAAGUGGUCCCACUCGCCUAGAAUUUCUUAUGCCUGUUUGACUUUUCCUAUGUACUUAGUAUAUUCUAACUUUAUUACAUGUUUUGGCAUACACUUUUAUACUCUUACUAGAUUGUAAGCUCCUUGAGGGAAGAGACUUUUUUUUCCUUUAAUCUUUGUGUCCUUAACAUCUAGCACAUAAUAUACAAUAAAUGUUUAUUGGAUAGUAACAGUGGACAUUUAUGUGCUGUUUAUAAGGCUAAUCAUAUGCUUUACCCAUUCAUUUGAUCUUUUCAACAACCUCAGGAGGAAGGAUAGCACAGGUAUCAUUUUUAUUUCACAUAUUAAAACACUGAAGCUCAGACUGAUGUGAUGUCAUUUUGGUACUCUGAGAACAGACAACCACCACCACCACCACACUCUAAGUCUGCUAUCUUUACACAUUUCAAAAUAUUUUACUUUCUGGGAUCUUGAGCCCCAUCUCAAUACCUUUUCUCCCCCUGCUUACCCUAGCCUUAUUUAGCCUUAUUUCUUCCAUUUCCAUCCUUUGCUCUCCAGAUUGAAACUGCUGAGUCAACACUAAGGUAGAAAAUAGAUCCAAAUGGAUGACAGUCUGAAAGAGUAUUCAGUUUAAAGUUCAACAAGACAAUGCUGAAUGUUUGGCUUUAUUACAAAAGCUAAGGGAUCCUUCAACUUUUGUAGGGGAAAAAUACAUCUUUUUUAAAGAGUAGGGGGUGAGGGAGAAGAGAGGAUGACAGUAAAAUCACAGGAGGCUCAGUUAUUCUGGCCAUAGAGAAGCCUAAGGGUGGUUUCCAAGUAUGUACCCCCUCCCAGCUUGAAAAGUUAAUAAAUAAGUAAGACUUGUUGAGAGGAAGGGGAAGAGUAAGCAUAGGUGCAACUCUCGUUUCACAAGGGCUUGAUCAAGCUUUGAGAUCAAGGAGUUGGGAACCUCUAUUUUACUUGGGUAUCAAACACAUUUAUCAAACCUAUGACCAUAUGGAAUAAAUAUUGACAAUAAAUGUGCAAAUAAAUGUGCAACUAUUUGGCAAGCUAUAAAUUAUAUUAAUGUGGGGGAAACCCCCCAAAAGCCCUCAUGUUUUGACAUUUUUAAAAGUACUUAUUGAGGUCAUAAUUGCAAUCCAAAAAGUUAUAUAAUGAUUUUUCCAUUCAAAUUCACAAAAAUGUUUUAAUAGCAAUUAUUAAAGGUGCUCAACUUCACCUUAAGUGCUGACAGUACUAUUUUUUAAAAUUACUAUUAACAAACAUGCUACUACAUAUUUCUCAAGAUGAUGGGGCCUGACCUGACUUCAGGUAAUCAAACACAUCUCUGAUCUCAUCAACUCAGAAAUUCUCUCCAGCAAUGCAGAUCGCAACCCAUCCAUGCCUGCCUAUCCUGCACGACUAUUUUCCAUGUCUUCCCUUAAAUCUGUCAUGGGUGUGUCUGAAUGUGCUAGAGACCUACCUCCUUUUCUCCUGACAUUCUGAGAGUACCAGUGGAGCACUCAGGCUGCCCACCUGCCCUCUCUCAUUGUCACUAUGUGCCCAGUCCAUUUUCUCUUCCUAUUAUGCAAUUGCUUGACGUCUUUUAAUCCGUUCUCUGAUCCAUUAGAAUUCCCCAUUGAUUCUAUGUUGCAGCCUGCUCACACCCAUCAUGCACAUCUCAGACACGUUUUUAAUUCUGCAGAGACUGAUAAAUUCCAUGUUUUACUUCCAUGCAGCAAUACUGGUAACAAAUAAGGUCUAAGCCUAAAACUGGCCCAACAUUGUACAGAAUACAAUUUCGACUUAAUGAAACCAUAAGGCCAUCUAUAAAGUCAUUAUUGUAGGAUAGUAGCUUCAGCCUUUUCAAAGCACCAUUCCCCUAAAAAAAAAAGAUAAAUACUGACAAACAAGCUUUUAAGUGAUUGUACUGCUGCAAAUAAAACUAUUUCAACCAAGUGACAUUAAAUUUUAUUUUAAAUAUUGAUAGGUUAAGCACUGUCAUUGUAUGGCAAGUGUGGAUAUUCUUGGGCUCUUUUAAACUUUUUUCACUAGUAUGUCACUCUUUUUAUCACUUUGGGGAAAAAAGUUCCAAUUCAACGUUGGUGAAAUAAUGGACUAACAGAAAGUCAGUUUUUAAAUUAAUUUAUUUUUUACUUCUUCAGAUUUGUUAUGAAAUUAUUUCACACAAUACACUUCAAAUUAAUUUUGAGGCCAUAAUUGUAAUCCAAAGUUACAUACAAUGGUUUUUCCAUUCAAAUGCACAAGAUUCAUGUUCAAAUAACAAAAUUAUAAAAGGGGCUCAAUUUUCCUUUUAAUUCUGACACUACUAAAUUUUAAUGACCAUUAAUCAACAUCCCACUACACAUCUCUCAAGAUGAAAAGGGAUGGCCAAAUUAUUUCAGUAGUGGUGAUUGAAGUUUAAUGACAUUUAAAAAUUUUGUUGAUGGAAAUAACUCAAAUGUAUGAUAGGCUUAAAUGUUUUGAAAAUAAACAUCUAAAUGUUGACAUCUUCU